Molecule: messenger RNA, 3383 nt
Organism: Amblyraja radiata (thorny skate)
Lineage: Eukaryota; Metazoa; Chordata; Chondrichthyes; Rajiformes; Rajidae
Gene: dlk2
Product: delta-like 2 homolog (Drosophila)
Exons: 7
Coding region: 357-1592 (411 amino acids)
Biological process (GO): Notch signaling pathway
Molecular function (GO): Notch binding; calcium ion binding
Source: RefSeq, a predicted model, not a curated record
CACUGGUUGGGAAGCAGGGAGAAUGGUUUGUGGGGUCGAUGCUGACACGGGGCAGUGGCGAGGCGAGGUGAGGCUGGGCUCCCCCUCCCGGGCCGUGCGUCGGCCUCUUUAAGGAGAUCCGCUGGCCUGACGCCAGGGCUUGACAGCUGGCGUGCUCCUGCUUCUGGCUCCGAUCCGAUCUGAUCGCAGCCGCUCCGGGCGGCUGUGGGAGAAGAGGCGGCGGCGGCGGCCCGAGGGAGCGUGGAGCCGAGGCACGGGAGUUUUCCUGGUUGUGGAAAAGUCCUCGGACUCGACAGAGUGACCGUGCUGGGGGCUGGAGGGAGGUUUCACUGCCGAGUUUGCUGCACCCAAGAAGGAUGGCCACCCUCAGGAAAACCAGCCUGGCGUUGUGGACUCUCUGUUCUCUCUGCACAUCCCUCCAAGGAGUGGAGGUCGUGCCAUGUAUCCCUGGCUGUAACCUGGCACAUGGGCACUGUGAGGAGCCUGGUAUUUGCAGAUGCGACCCUGGAUGGGACGGGGAGCUGUGUGAACAGUGUGUCCGAUCUCCAGGCUGUGUUCACGGAACCUGCCACCAGCCCUGGCAGUGCAACUGCGAGAGUGGUUGGACUGGAAGAUUCUGUGACAAAGAUAUUCACCUGUGCAGCCACCAGACUCCCUGUGAGAACGCUGGCCAAUGUUUCGAUGAUGGGAACGGUGAUUACUGGUGUACCUGCCCUGAAGGGUUCUUUGGGAAAAACUGUGAGCUGCAGGCUGGUCCCUGCACCAAAGCUCGGUCUCCGUGCAGGAAUGGUGGAAUGUGCUGGGAUGCAAAUGGAUUUGCCGCCACCCUUGUGUGCCGAUGCCUGGCAGGAUUUGUGGGCUCUCGUUGUGAGACGGAUGUUGAUGACUGCCUGAUGCGACCGUGUGCCAAUGGGGCCACGUGCCAUGACGCGGUCAACCGCUUCAACUGCCAGUGCCCCGCUGGCUUUGAAGGGCGCUUCUGCACUGUCAACCAGGACGACUGUGCCAGCCAGCCCUGCCAGAAUGGUGGCAGGUGUUAUGAUCGCGUUGCCGACUUCGACUGUGUUUGCUCUGAGGGCUAUUCUGGAAAAACCUGCUCCGAUUCCACACGGAAUCGCAAUGAAGAGUCUGCAACCAAAGCAACACCGGUUGAAAGCUUUCGUGAAAAUACUUACAACGUUAUAAGUGUGACCGACCUCCAGCCGUGGCACAGUCACCCGCAACUAAUUGGUGCCAACGGUGCCAGGAGAUGGGCUCAGGAUGACUCUUCCAAUGGUGUCGAUGGUGGCAGAUUGGGAAAUGGGAAGACACGACUGAAGGUAGCAGUGAAGGAAGUGACAGCAGACAGCCGGGCAGCUGUAACGCAGCAGCAGCUUGUGUGGCUGAGCACCUUCGGCACUCUGACGCUGCUGCUGGCUUUGGCCACUGUUGUUGUGGUGUUAAGGUAUCGGUCGGGUCAUUGCUGCAACAGUCACCACCUCAAAUGUUUGCGGCAGCAGGAGGGGCCAGCCCCCGAGGAGGACAGCAACAUCACUUUUCUACGUACAACAAGUCCCCAACCUAGGAAAGAUCUCUACCUAGACCCAAUCUAAUGGGCCAACAGCCAAGGGCAGCAUCGGCCACAGAGUCGAUGUCAAUCUUUUAACCUUCAUCCCAAACUCUCAAUGUUUUUGCAUCCUUGGGUGAGAUUAAAGCAUUUACAUUUAGGAUGGCUUCAACUUAAGACUCUCUUACCCUGAGCUGAGUUGAGGAAAGUGGAUGGGUGUGGAAGCUUCAUCUGGAGGUCAAAAUAAUGGAAGCGGUGAAUCCAGCAGAAGACUUGUAUUCAACAGAGAAAUGCCCCAAGAGUUCCACCUUCACCGAGAUGGAAAUCAGCACAGGGAGUGUUACUGAGGGGAUUAUUUGUCCAAGAGCCGUUAUGAAUUUUGUGUACAUGAGAUGAUUUGUGACUGAAGUAUGUGGAAUGCACUCUGUAUGGAUCAAAUCUGUGGAACUGAUGCCAGGGCUUCAUUAAUAACUUCUGAUUCACCCUCAAUGUUGCUCGGGCCUCAGCGGCAACAUUUCUGUACGCGCAUACUGUGUCAACUAUGCUGGGAAUGACCAUCAAUAGUUAAAUCUGAAAAUGGACCAGCUAUACAGCUCUAGGUAUUACAAUAAUCAUGUGUAUCUUGGUUUCUGACCUGUCUUUUAUACAACAGAAUCAUAUCUCCAAUGAUGAGGGAUGUCUCUGUGUCUGCCUGUGUUUUGGCUGCUGUGUGUGUUAGAAGUUCAGAACCUCACCACUAAUCCUCUCUUAGGAGAGGAAGAUAUGCCAGGGAACCUCACAGAAUCCUUAAUCGUGAGAAUCUUCAGAAAAGCAGUCAAAUCAGCCUGCUGUGAAAACAGAUGGAUCAUCAAUGCAGAAUCCUCAACAGCCUUUAGCCACUCCCCGGAUGGCAAUGUGAAUUCCAGACGUCCACAGGCCUGCUGGACAUACUGUUACACAACACUGAAACAGGCCCUUCGGCCCACCCUGUCCAUGCCGGGCAUCACAUGCCGACCUUUACUCAUCCCAUUUUCACGCACUUAACCACAACAUUCAAUGCCAUUUAGAACUCAUCAAAAUACUUUUCAAGUGUUGUGAAAAUACCAGCUAUCAGAUCACAAAUAUCUUCAGGGAUUAAACUUUUUUCCCCCUCAAAUCCCCUUCAAAUCUACCAGUAUCUGUAAUCUACCCCUGGUUAUAUUUUGUUCAGGGGAAAUGUUUCUGACUAUCCACCCUGUCUCUGCAUCAUAAUUUUGUACACCUCCAUCAGGUUUCCCUGCUGUCCCCUCUGCUGCAAGGAGACCAGCCAGUCCAGUCUUCCUCAGAGCUGAAAUUCUCCCUGUGAGAGUGGAGCUCAUCGACAAAACGAAUGGGAAUUUAACCUACGCUUUCACUCCAGAGGCAAAGUCAGCUCCAAUCUCUGGCACCAAGCGAUUGUAAGCACCCUUGCCUGGGUAAAAGGGUUCAAAUUAAACUAAUUUGGUGCAUAGAGGUGUUUGGUGGUAGCAUAAAUGCAUGUCCUUUGUCCCAGGGAACAGUGGAUUUAAAUCCUCCCAGAAGCAUUGCAGUGAGCGGUGCAUUUACAAUCCUGGAAGCUAUUCAGAGAUCUCACACCAUGAGCGGUCACUGUAACUGGAUACACUACUGAUGCAGUUGCUAUACCUCCUUUACUGGGCAUUUUGUCAUUACUACACAUCUUUCUCCGGGUAAUAUUUAAUGUUUUGUAUUUCAUUCUCUUGUAGAUAAUUUAUUUUGAGCACUGUUAUAAUGUGAAAAUGAAAUGUUUGGAUUUUGACUAUUUUUGAUACUUGGGGUUUUUGUCCUUAAAGAUUUGAAUAAAGAAAUUAUUUGCACCGAA